AUUCAUUUUCCAUGCCGCUUAUUCCUCACGAGGGUCUUAUUAUUGCUAUUAGUUUAAAAAAGAAUAUUUGAAAUGUGGUGGACUCCAACUCCCAUGAGUCAAUGCGUAGACAAGGCGGAUUCGCAACAUGUCUUGAAACUUUUCUCGGAGUGCAUGCGUGUGUGUUUUCUUUACUGUGACUUCGAGUGCGUGGCAAAGCAAGUCGACCCCGGUUGUUUCUUCACGUUUCGACAACUGGACCGGAGAGCAACAGAGAGGAUUCCUUGAGGACAAUUCCAUGAUCUAUUGAGUGCUAAGCCAGGGAUUUGUCCAGUGAACAGCACAAGUCAUGUACCAGGUUGUACCCGGGGGAGCCGGUGGCACAAUAACAGAUGUUAUCCCCAAGCAGAAGCACAGCAAGGACACCAGACCGUUAGUAGGAGCAGGAGUACUUGGCCUGGUACUGGUGAUUGCAGCAGUAUCUGCAUGGUCUUAUUACAUAGCCUCGCUCCGAAAAGCUGAGCUGCUGAAAACUCAGCUGCUGGAUCUAAAUAAAGAUGGCUAUAUCAUUCGCAACCAGGGAGGAGCCAUUGUUUUCAGAAUGGAUUUUAGGUCAGGGACAUUGGAUUUGGACUCUUGCACCAAAGAAGGAGAGCUUCUCAGCUGUUCACGCACUACUGAUAGAAGCCUUAACUUUUUCAUUGAGACAGUACGUCCCAAAGACACAGUGCAGUGCUACCGUGUGCGUUGGGAGGAGCUGGUUCCCGACAUUUCUGUCGCACACGCAAUGACUUACAAGUUUGCCCACUGGUACGGUGGUGCGGUGUCAGCGAUUCAGCAUUGGCCUAUUUCCAUCUCUGGACAACAGUCUCCCAAACCCUUCGUAACAAGUGACAUCUACUCCAAUCGGAACGAGUUUGGAGGAAUCUUGGAGAGCUAUUGGCUUUCUUCUAAUGCCACGGCAAUCAAAAUUAAUAAUUCUGUACCCUUCCACUUGGGUUGGAAUGACACGGAAAAGACCAUGUACUUCCAAGCAAGGUACAACGACAGUCCCUUCAAGCCAAACCCAGGAGAGGCUCCAUGUGCUGAACUUAGCUACAGAGUAUGUGUUGGCUCGGAUGUGACAUCUAUCCACAAGUAUAUGGUCCGUCGAUACUUUAACAAACCAAACAAAGUUCCUGCCAAAGCCAUGUUUCAGCACCCAAUCUGGUCCACCUGGGCACAUCAUAAGACAGACAUUGAUCAAGAAAAACUUCUGACAUAUGCUGCUAACAUUCGGAAGUAUAACUUUAACUGCAGCCACCUGGAGCUAGAUGACCGUUACACACCCCGCUAUGGAGAAUUUGAAUUUGACCCAAUGAAAUUCCCCAACGCCUCAGCCAUGUUUCAAAAGCUCAAGUCAGAUGGAUUUCUCGUGUCCCUCUGGAUUCACCCUUUUGUGAACUACAACUCGGAGAACUUCCAUACUUGUGUUGAGAGGGGCCUGUUUGUCCGGGAGCCUACAGGACAGCUGCCAGCUUUAGUCCGCUGGUGGAAUGGCAUUGGUGGAAUUGUGGACUUCACAAACCCAGACGCUCGUGAUUGGUAUGCUUCCCAGCUCCGUUCCCUUCGCUCCAGAUAUGGCGUGUCUUCUUUCAAGUUUGAUGCCGGCGAGACCAACUACUUACCUUGGAAAUUUAGCACCAGAACACCCAUUCGAGAUCCAAGUUUUUUCACAAGACGCUACACAGAGAUGGCCAUUCCCUACAAUGACAGAGCAGAGCUACGUAGCGGUUAUCAAUCUCAGAACAUAUCAUGCUUCUUCAGGCCUAUCGAUAGGGACUCUGUGUGGGGCUAUGAGUUGGGACUCAAAUCCCUUAUCCCCACUGUGCUUACCAUCAGCAUUCUGGGUUAUCAGUUCAUUCUACCUGACAUGAUUGGAGGAAAUGCCUAUCUGAACCGCACUGAUGGAAAUCAGGCAUUACCAGACCGAGAACUCUACAUCCGCUGGCUCGAGCUGUCUGCGUUCAUGCCCUCCAUGCAGUUUUCUAUCCCGCCAUGGACCUAUGACAACGAAGUUGUGGAGAUUGCUCGCAAAUACACGGCUCUACAUCAGAGUAUCGUGGCGCCACGUGUCUUGGAGCUUGCUGGUGAGGUGCUGGACACCGGAGACCCAAUUAUACGACCCUUAUGGUGGAUUGCCACAGGUGACGAGACUGCCUAUAAAAUAGACUCUCAGUUCCUGAUAGGAGACGAUCUCAUGGUAGCUCCUGUUUUAGAGCCCGGAAAGCAAGAGCGGGAUAUUUACCUCCCAGCUGGUCGCUGGAAAAGCUAUAAAGGGGAGAGGUUUGAUAUCAAAGAGCCACUGCACCUCACAGAUUAUCCUGUAGAUCUGGAUGAAAUUGCUUACUUUGUUUGGGUGUAAAAAGAAGUCAACGCUUGGCAAGUUAACAACUUAAUGAAAGAAAUUCUGACAUUUUUUGGGAUCGUCAAAGUUUCAAGUCUUCAGACUUGUGGUGUAACAAAUCUGAAUUAAAAUUUCAUUAAAUUUACACCCAAGAGCCUUUUUCAGCCACUUUGAGUGAAAGAUAGGAAGAUAACUAUUCAUCGUAGUGCAUGCCAAUACAGUAUAUUUUCAAAAGAAAGCAUACUGAAUGUGAAUGAGAGGCAAAACUGCAGUGAUGAACUUGAAAAUAAGAUAGAGUGCCAUUAUGUGCAUGGAUUAGAUAAGGUUUCUGGAACAUAUUUUGCUUUUCAUAGUCGACUACCGGAUAUCCACUUGCAUUUGAAAAAUUUAAACCCCCGAUCCUUGUAGUUUGUAAACUUGCAGUAGUGUGCUAUGUAACAUGUAACAAGAACAAACUCCAUUUAUAUACUUAGUAGAGGUGGGAAUCUUGGGGCACCUAACGAUUCGAUUACGAUUCAGUGGCUACGAUUUGAUUAUAAAUCGAUUAUUGUUGCGCCCCCCCCCCCAGCUAUUAGCUGCUUUUAAUGUUUUGUACAUUAGUAAAAAAAAAAAAAAUGUACAAAAAUCCUCUCAGGCUUAAAUAAACGACUAUUUCAGUAUCAAGUUAACCGUUCAAAACGGUAAAUAAAAUACUCAAGUCCCCAUUCUGUAUCAGCAGCUUUGAACUACAUUCAAUUAAUGUUGUGAAUCAACUGUUAAAGUUGUUAUAAUUGUUCCCGUUAUUCCAUAAUUUCCCUUCCGUCUACUUUCGACAUAUGAAAGUUUUAAACUGUUUCAUCAUUUAAAGAUACAGUGGGGCAAAAAAAUAUUUAGUCAACUACCAAUUGUGCAAGUUUUCCC
Messenger RNA from Corythoichthys intestinalis (scribbled pipefish), 3265 nucleotides. RefSeq names its product myogenesis regulating glycosidase (putative) (gene myorg). The record is from RefSeq and is a predicted model, not a curated record. The coding region runs from base 329 to 2383 and encodes 684 amino acids. Gene Ontology annotation, biological process: carbohydrate metabolic process; skeletal muscle fiber development. The transcript is spliced from 3 exons. Gene Ontology annotation, molecular function: hydrolase activity, hydrolyzing O-glycosyl compounds. Lineage: Eukaryota; Metazoa; Chordata; Actinopteri; Syngnathiformes; Syngnathidae.